AGACAACAACAAUACCACCCAUUACUUUACACUGUUUACUGAAAUUUUAUCAAUCAGACUAUCAGAUAACCAGAAAAAUGGAAGCCAUUCUUACCACCAAAAUUCCUCUAUCUCUCUCCUCUUCCUCCUCCACCUCAUCCAACACACCUUCACUUUCUCUCUCCUCACUCUCAACCCUUUCCAAAACCACCAAAAAAUUAAGUAACACCCUUAUUUUUAAGGGUACCCAACAUUGUAAUUACCCUUCUUCCCUUAAAAUUUGUGCAAUGUCACAAACUGCCCCUGCUUCUGUAGAGCCCUCAACCAUACCUACUGAGAUGAAAGCUUGGAUUUAUGAGGAUUAUGGAGGUGUUGACGUCCUUAAAUUUGGGUCUAAUGUUAAAGUUCCUGAAAUAAAAGAUGAUCAAGUUUUGAUUAAGGUUGCUGCUGCUGCUUUAAACCCUGUUGAUUUUAAGAGAAGGCUUGGCAAGUUUAAGGCCUCUGAUUCACCUCUUCCUACUAUCCCAGGCUAUGAUGUUGCUGGUGUGGUGGUAAAAGUUGGUAGUCAAGUGAAAGAAUUCAAGGUAGGGGAUGAAGUUUACGGAGACAUCAGUGAGAAAGCACUUGAUGGUCCCAAGCAAUUUGGCUCAUUGGCAGAAUAUACAGCUGUGGAAGAUAAGUUGUUAGCUUUGAAGCCUAAAAAUAUUGACUUUGUACAAGCUGCUGGUCUCCCGUUAGCUGUAGAGACGGCCUAUGAAGGUCUCGAAAGGGCUGGGAUGUCUCCUGGAAAAUCGAUCCUUGUUUUAGGUGGGGCAGGUGGUGUUGGAUCUCUUGUAAUCCAGCUUGCGAAGCAAGUAUUUGGUGCCUCUAGAGUUGCAGCCACUGCUAGCACCGGGAAAAUCGAAUUUUUGAAGAGUCUUGGUGUUGAUCUUGCGAUUGAUUACACCAAAGAGAAGUUUGAGGACCUUCCAGAAAAGUUUGAUGUUGUUUAUGACACAGUUGGUGAAGGUGAGAGGAAUGUAAAAGCUGUGAAAGAAGGGGGAAGUGUGGUGGUCUUAACUGGUGCUGUCACACCACCAGGGUUCAGAUUCGUGGUGACGUCCAAUGGAGAAGUACUGAAGAAGCUAAACCCCUACCUCGAGAGUGGGAAGGUGAAGCCAAUAAUCGAUCCUAAGGGCCCCUUCACAUUCGACAAGGUUGUUGAAGCCUUCAGUUACCUUGAAACUAAUCGCGCUACUGGAAAAGUAGUCAUCCAUCCCAUUUCCUAAGUUCAAAGUUUCAAGUUCUAACAGUAUGGUCUGUAUCUAGAUUCCGUAGUGCUCAGGUGGAUCUAGUUGAAAUUUGUGAUCAGGGAAACAUGUUACUAUAACUAUGAGGAAUGAGUGUCAAUCUCAUCUUGCGGUUCGGUUUGGUCAUAUUCAUAUGCUAAUUCUUGUUGUAUAAACUUUGUUGCUUCAUCUAUGCCUUCAGUCUUUCCAA
This is a messenger RNA of Chenopodium quinoa (quinoa), 1458 nucleotides long. Its product is annotated as 2-methylene-furan-3-one reductase-like. Bases 78 to 1247 code for a protein of 389 amino acids. The record is from RefSeq and is a predicted model, not a curated record. Gene Ontology annotation, molecular function: oxidoreductase activity, acting on the CH-CH group of donors, NAD or NADP as acceptor; zinc ion binding. The transcript has 4 exons. Lineage: Eukaryota; Viridiplantae; Streptophyta; Magnoliopsida; Caryophyllales; Amaranthaceae. Gene Ontology annotation, biological process: pteridine-containing compound metabolic process.